This is a messenger RNA of Carassius gibelio (silver crucian carp), 1851 nucleotides long. Its product is annotated as calcium homeostasis modulator protein 2-like. The record is from RefSeq and is a predicted model, not a curated record. Gene Ontology annotation, molecular function: monoatomic cation channel activity. The transcript is spliced from 2 exons. NCBI's taxonomy places the organism in Eukaryota, Metazoa, Chordata, Actinopteri, Cypriniformes, Cyprinidae. Bases 545 to 1474 code for a protein of 309 amino acids.
UGAAGUUCCUGCUGAUGAUUCACUGCUGCAUGCACACAACCGACAGAGCGCAGGAAAGACCUGACUACUUCAACACAACAUGAGCUACCUAAAGUAAACUCAUUUCUUUUAAGGACUUCUGUUGCUGUCUGCAUUUGUUUGUACUUAUUUGUCAACUUUAUGGCUGUUCAGGGAGACCAUUUGUACCUCAUUGCAAUGGAAUGUAAGUCUCUCCGUUUCUAAAUGGUUUUUAGUUUCUAAUUUGGGCUCAGUGUCGUGCUGAGACUAGCCCAAAGGGUCUUUGUUCACAGAGCUUUUCUGCAUGAAAUCGGGCUUUGAAUUGAAUCUCAUGAAUCUUCUGAUUUGAACACAUGCAUAUUUUUUAUGUAUCUACGUUUCUCUAGUUUUUAGAUUCUGUUUCUGCUUUUCUGAAUGAUGGUGUCAGAUAACAAAGGAGGACUCUUCACUCUCCUGUCUUUGUCAGUGUUUUAGGUCUACUUUACGGAAACUCUCUGAAAGACUUUGUUAAAUCUGCAGUAAUUCACACUGAGAAAAUCAGGACAAGAUGGCUUCACUCAUCUCAGAAAACUUCAAAUUUAUUGCGCUCUUCUUCAAGAGUAAAGAUGUCAUGAUCUUCAACGGCCUGAUAGGUUUAGGGACAGUAGCCAGUCAGACAGCAUACAAUAUUUUAGCAUUUAACUGUCCAUGUUCACCAAAGAAGAAUUACCUGUACGGCCUGGCUGCCAUUGGUGUACCAGCUCUGGCUUUCUUCAUCAUUGGGUUGAUGCUAAAUCGAAAUACUUGGGACGUUGUGUCAGAGUGCCGCACCAGAAAAUGCCGGAAAUUAUCACUGUCUGCUGCUUUUGCUCUGUUGGGCUCCAUUUUGGGGAGAGCAGUUGUUGCCCCCAUCACUUGGUCAGUUAUUUCCCUCCUGAGAGGAGAGGCGUAUGUCUGUGCUUUAAGUGAGUUUGUAGACCCCUCUACUUUGGAUCAUUUCCCUCCUACUACAAAGACUCCAGAGAUCAUGGCUCGGUUUCCAUGUAAUGAUGUACCUGCUCCAUUUAUGAACUACACAAGAGUGAUCGAACGCCAGCUAAAGUAUGAAUCCCAGCUUUUGGGCUGGUUGCUGGUGGGAAUCAUCUCCCUCUGUGUCUUUCUGCUCCUCUGUCUGAAACACUGCUGCUCUACACUUGGCUAUCAGCAGGAGGCGUACUGGACCCAGUAUCGUUCCAAUGAACAAGAUCUAUUCCAGCGUACAGCUGAAGUUCAUUCUAAAUACCAUGCUGCUGAGUGCGUCAAGAACUUCUUUGGCUUUGUGGCCUUGGAAGAUCAGGAGAAGCAGCUUCUAGAAGCCUGCAAGGAAGCCAAGAGCGUCAUUCCCAGAGCUGAGUGGAACCGUAUAACUGGGGUUUACAUGUACAGAGAGAUCGAUGACACUCCGGUGUACAGCCGCUUAAACAAAUGGGACUUGUUAACAAAAGAGAACACCUGUUAGGUGAAUGAAAAACAUUUUGUGCGUUCUCUUCUAUCAAUGUUUUUCAUUUAUUGUUUUUGUUGUUUCUUCAUGGAAAACAUGCUUGAGUAUUAUGUUGAUAUUUGUCAUUUAAGGCUGUAAUUCAGUGUUCAGUUUUUUUGCAACUUUUUUUUAAGGAAAAUAUUAUCUGUUUCUAGUUUAGUAGAGAGGAUCUGGCAGUUUAAAUUGUCAUAUUUUGAUAACGCACAACUAUUUAGCAUCUGUUUUAAGGGACAUGAUGUACUCUCAGGUUAAGAUGAUUUCUUGUUACACUUUUCUCAGCAAUAAAGUGCAUCUGACAAACAUAUUUGCUAUAACAAAACAAAGCAAAAAACUGUUCAAAUGAUGUUAUUAACUAC